Molecule: messenger RNA, 2037 nt
Organism: Coniophora puteana RWD-64-598 SS2
Lineage: Eukaryota; Fungi; Basidiomycota; Agaricomycetes; Boletales; Coniophoraceae
Exons: 3
Coding region: 1-2037 (678 amino acids)
Source: RefSeq, a predicted model, not a curated record
AUGCCUGUCGGGGCUGAAGAGCCACAUGUACACGAGGACGGCAUGGUGCAGUGCGGCUUCUGCACCUGCCUCACACUCUUGAGGCUGUCUGUUGUUAUCGGUGACACCCCUAACCAGGGUCGCUUCCAUGUCAAGUGCUUCAAGUCGCACUUUGGCUGGCCACCAGGGAAGUACGAUUUCUGGUACUUCUGGCCCCUUGGUAGUGCCCAUCUGUGGAUCCUCCACAUUGCACGGCUAAGCAGCACGCUGCUGCCGUCCUCGUCCUCUAUUGUCGCUGCCUUGGCAGUCAUCGACGGCUUCACCUCGUCUGGAUCAACAUCUGCGUCAGCCAUGGGUCCAUCUCAGCCCCAGCCCAAGACUCGGAGAUCUGGCAAGAAGGCCUGCACAGAGGCUAACUGCCCCGGAUCGACAGUGAAGGGCUGCAAACGCGAACUGUGCUACUCGCAAUGUCGCCUUUUCGGCAACGACUGCCCUAUCCUCUCCCAUCGGCACGAUCAGGACCUCGCGAAGAAGGUGUCAGGGAAGGGAAAGGCAUGGGAGCGCACGCCGUCCUCAAUGCUCUCGCCUUCAGCCCUGCCUGACUCCACGCUGGUGCCAACAUAUGCUGACCCGGGCCUACCGUCGACAUCCACAGGCCCCUUUGACGCUGAGUAUGCGACGUCUCAGGCUAUGCCGCUUGAGCCCCCCCAGCAACCUCUCUACUCAUCGCUGCUUGCUGCCAUUGAGGCGAGCCAGCAUGCAUAUGCAGUCACUUUGGCGUCGACCCUGCCUCAUGCUCUUGCGUCGUUGCAGCCUUUUUGCCCUUUGCAACCUUUCCCUACCCCCUCACCACUACCUUCUCCUCUAGCACGCCCUCUCUCCCCCCCAUCACCGGAGCCAUCCCCUCUCCCUUUGUCACCGCUGCCUCCCUCUAUUGAGCCUUUCUCUUUCUCUUCAACCCAGCCUCCACGGCUGACACAGCCAACACAACCACAACCUAACCCCCCACAGUCGGCCUCAGGACAACCAUACACGCAACAGAUGGAAGACGCUUGGUUCGAGGACUGGAAAGACAUCCCAGAGCAGUCUGCUGUCACGAAGCGGAUCCAACAAGAGCAAAUGCGUGACAAACUGGAUGACGACGACACCCGAAAAGCUACCAUUGUGUGCUAUGACACUAGCGAUGACGAUGAGGACAAUGCUCAAAACGUUCUCAUAUUCAAGUGGGCCCAUGUCCAAGCGAGCGGGUGCCAGGACUUGCACGAUUUCAUCAAGAUGAAGGACCCCCACCGCGCUGACGAUCUUGUUGCCUCUCGCAGUCACCGUUGCAAACGCCCCAGAUACAACUUCCCUCUGUCGUCGCCCGACGUUGUGACUUCCAUGUCGGACGAGGCCUCCUCUGUCGAAAGUCCUAAUCCCCCAUCCGCAAAGCGCAGGAGGACGACUCCUCUAUCCCCCUCCCCCUCUAUGCCUCCUUGCUCCUCCUUGCUCCUCCCUGCAUCUUCUUCACAUGUUGUCGACGUUGACGCAUUGCCCAAGGAGUUUCGCCAUCUCAAGUUCGACAACAUCAAUGACGACACCACUCGUCCGCCUUCGAUACCGGCCCUUGUUUGUGCCAAGGUGAAGACAGUCGGCCGUACAUGGUGGCCGGGUUCAUGGCACGCCUACGACAUCCACUACGGCCUCAAGCUAGCUCGCAGUUCCAAGAUGUCCUUUAUGGGCUUCGAGCGGGCUUUUUGGCGGGUGUUUGGCGUCCGCUACGUUAAGAACACGGUCAAUGACAGCGAACGACGAUGGAACGCACUCAAGUACAGUGAACAGGUUGCCUUUCUCAAGGCAAAGUACAACAGCCAGGGCAACUGGUCAAAGGUGACAGGGCGAGUCAAGUUCAAGACCCCUUCGAACAUCAAGUCUUCCUCGCUUUCAUCACAUUGUCGUGGCCUCGGUACCCAGGACAAUCCCUUUGAGAUCUCCAUGUCCCCGCCAAUCAAGGUCGAAUCCCCACCACCGCCAACGCUGACCUUUGAAGAGGAGGAGGAGGGGACCGACACAGACUAG